Acanthopagrus latus (yellowfin seabream) is the source of this 2495-nucleotide messenger RNA. RefSeq names its product general transcription factor IIH, polypeptide 1 (gene gtf2h1). Gene Ontology annotation, cellular component: transcription factor TFIIH holo complex; transcription factor TFIIH core complex. Bases 194 to 1846 code for a protein of 550 amino acids. Gene Ontology annotation, biological process: nucleotide-excision repair; transcription by RNA polymerase II; transcription by RNA polymerase I. The record is from RefSeq and is a predicted model, not a curated record. The transcript is spliced from 15 exons. Lineage: Eukaryota; Metazoa; Chordata; Actinopteri; Spariformes; Sparidae.
GUGUAACACACGGCUUGGCAGUCAUGUCGGCGCAGAAGUCGGGACGCUCACUGUUAUAGUAGUCAGAUAUUGUGUUUAAAAUAACUCAUUCUGUAAUAUUUAUAUUGAAGCUGCAUCAGUUUCAGAUGAAGUGUUGAAGGAAAGCGACGUGGUCGUUGCAGUAUCGAUUUAUUUUGAGUUAUUGUUGUGAGCCAUGGCAUCACUAUCAGAGGAGGUGCUGCUGGUGGUCAAAAAGGUUCGCCAGAGGAAGCAGGAUGGCACACUUUAUCUGAUGGCUGAACGUAUAGCCUGGGGUCCUGAGGGCAAAGACCGCUUCACAGUCAGCCACUUGUAUGCAGAUAUUCGCUGUCAGAAGAUCAGCCCAGAUGGUAAAGCUAAAAUUCAGCUCCAGCUGAUCCUUCACACCGGUGAGAGUACCACAUUCCACUUUUCCAAUGAGAGCAGUGCACUCAAAGACAGAGAUGCUGCCAAAGAACUGCUGCAGCAGCUGCUUCCCAAGUUCAAGAAGAAAGCUAACAAGGAACUGGAGGAGAAAAACAGGAUGCUUCAAGAAGAUCCAGUGCUUUUCCAGUUGUAUAAGGAUCUUGUGGUGAGCCAAGUGAUCAGUGCUGACGAGUUCUGGGCCAACCGGUUAGGAGACAUAAACAACUCAGACUCCACACCAUACAACAACAAGCAGGAUGUCGGUAUAUCAGGAGCCUUUCUGGCAGAUAUUAGACCUCAGACAGAUGGCUGCAAUGGUUUGAGAUAUAAUCUGACAGCUGACAUCAUUGAAUCCAUCUUCAGGACAUACCCUGCAGUGAAGCAGAAGUAUGGCGAAAAUGUGCCUCAUAACCUGACGGAGAAGGAGUUCUGGACCCGGUUUUUCCAGUCCCAUUAUUUUCACAGAGACCGUAUCAACACAGGAACACAGGAUAUCUUCUCAGAGUGUGCCAAGCAGGAUGAAAAGGGGUUAAAGUCUAUGGUGGUUCAAGGAGUGAAGAAUCCUUUGGUUGACCUCCUGUCAUUGGAGGACAAAACAUUAGAUGAGGGUUAUGGAGCCAGCGCAACAACACCCUCAACUUCCAGUGCAAACAGGACAGUGAAGGAGAGCAGUAAUGCUGCCAUCAUAAAGAGGUUCAACCAUCACAGUGCCAUGGUGCUGGCAGCAGGCUCACGAAAAGGUGAAACACCAACUGACCAAGCCAGUGAGACGAGCAGCACAGAUGGGAACUCGAGGGAUUCUGACUUAUUCCAGCCUCCUGUAAAGAAGGUUAGAUUACAAGAAGCCAUUGAGUAUGAAGAUCUGCAAAGGGAAAACAGACUAAAAACAGUUGCGUUAAACCUCAAGAAGUCUGACAGAUAUGCUCAUGGUCCUGUGCCACUUCAGUCUCAGCACUAUACAACAAGCCAGGAUAUCAUCAACUCUGUCAACUACAUCCGGCAUGAGAUGGUCAAUUACAAACCCAACCUCACUCAGGUGUUGUCCAGCACAGCGGCUAGUUCUGCCAUUACAGCACUUUCUCCAGGUGGUGUCCUCAUGAUGACAGGAACACAGCAAGCCAUAAAUCAGAUGGUCCCCACUGAGGUUCAAGGAGAGUUGAAGCAUCUUUAUGCAGCAGCAGGAGAGUUGUUGAGACACUUCUGGUCCUGUUUUCCUGUAAACUCACCAUUUUUGGAGGAAAAGGUGAUGAAAAUGAAGACAAACCUGGAGAGAUUUCAGAUGACCAAACUUUGUCCUUUUCAGGAGAAGAUUCAGCGUCAGUACUUGAGUACAAAUCUCACAGGGCAUUUGGAGGAGAUGUUGCAGACGGCCUAUAGCAAGUUCCACAUCUGGCAAACCCGGCGCAUGUUGAGGAAAACCUGAGGUCUAAUGGUUUAACAAAGAGAGAACGCGGAAGACAUUAAAGUAUUUGGACAUAAAUGGCCUGUGAAGGUUUCUCCAGACUGCUGUGAAGACACCACAGAUCCUGAUGGGACAUGGUUCACAGGGGCUUAAUGAGGAUAUAGAUGGACGCUGCUACAACUGUUCAACAGAGACUAACUGCAUCUCAGUCACAAAUAACUGUAAUUAGUUUCUUUCUCUUUUGUUUGUGUUUUUUCAAUGGCUGAGAGACUGGUGCCGGUAAUGGUUAAAUGGGACUUUUAAAAAAGUGUAACAUGACCAAAUUUCAAGAUGGAAAAUCAGAAAGACGCUCAGGACAACAGGCUGAGGUGUGAGAUGCCAGCGGAGGGCUGCCAACAUGUGUUUAUCAGUGCACAGAGCAGAGAAAGAGAGCUUGGACAUUACAAGGAAGCCCCUCUGAGCACUGGGUCGAUUUGUGGAACAAAGUUCCCAAAAAUGUUAAGCAAAGGCGAAGUGAAUAUAGCAAUACUGUAAAGACAUUUCACACUCGAGUGCACUAGUGUGUGUGACUACAAUCACACUGUCACUGGUUUGUAAUGUCUGCACCCUCUGCACUGAAGACAACAAUGUAACUCUGAAUUAAAGUGAGGCAUAAAGCUUUUGAUCAUAC